GGCCAUAGUGAAUAAAUAGACACAGUAUGAUUUGCAAAAUAUAAAUAUUUUGCGACUAUCAAAUAUUGCGCAAGGAAUUCUGGGAUAUGCAUUCAAAAAUGGCUUCCGAUAGUGAGUCUGGAUCAGAGUACGAGGUUGAUAAAAUCCUGCAGCAAAGGAAGAAGAAGGGUGUGGUAGAAUACUUAGUAAGAUGGCAAGGCUAUGGGGCUGCGAACGAUUCUUGGGAACCAGGCAAAAACCUAAAGGACUGUGCGGAUAAGAUCAAAGCUUUCAACGCAAGUGCUACACCAAAAAAAAGGGGAAGAAAGUCAACAUCAAGGUCACGGUCAAGGUCACGUGGUAGAUCUACAUCAAAGACGAGGAAGUCUCCAGCUCGAAAGAGAACUGCAGCAGUUCAGCAAGAGACCCCAGUCCGUAGGUCUAGCAGAUCUAGCUCCAGAGGUCGCCAACAAACUACUGUAGAGACUAUCACAAAAAAAGUACAGGAGUUUUCUGAUGAUGAGGGGAUAUCCAAAAAGGUUGUCACGGAAACCAAAGAAACAGUAACUAGGUCCAAUGCCUCAGCUACUGCAGUGAAGACCAAGUGGAGGAAUCCUCUGGAGACUGCUUACAGACAGCUGACCACGUCGGACUACCCAGUGCUAGUCAUCUUUGCCUGUAUUACACUCAUCACACUCAGUUACAUAAUGGAGCCCUGUGUGAAUCUGGAGCAGGCUUGGACAUGGUUGACUAAGAACGUAUCCUCUCUACAGAAGUACAUUCAGGGAUUGUGGAAAACCGCCGGCAAGUCAGGGGGAAAGUGAGCAAGUGACCCAGAUCUCAGCCAAUCAGGAGGCAGCUUCAACAAUGAAUGAUCAAUCAUUGUAACAUCAGAAAUAUACUUUCAAACAAUUGUAGUGCUUUUUUAUGGGUCUGCAGACACUAAGUUGAUUGGUUUUUUUAAUUUUGUAAAUGAAAAACAUAUGUAAAACUAAAUAGCAAUAUAUACUAAAUUCAGUGCUGUGGACAUUUUAACACAAAAGUUUAUUUUAUGAAUUUUAUGUUUACUUUAUAAUUGUUUAUCACUUACUUAAAAUUUGUAUGUUUUACAUUUAACUUGACUUAUGUAUUGAUUGUCUCUCUUGGCAGAGGUUGAAAAUUGAAGAGUAGAAAACAUUUUUUUCAGUAUUGUUUCAUCUGUCUGAAAUCCCAGAGUCAGAAGUUUUAUUGAGACCCUAUGCUUAAGUUAGAAAGUUACUAAGGUCACAAAACAUCCCCACCCCUUUUAAAUAUUUUCUGGAUCCACUACUGAUUAAAUUGUUGCUUAUGUAGAAUAUGAAAGAGGAUUGAAAAAAGGCUUUAGAAGAAUACGGCCAAAAAAAAUUAACCAGUAGUUUCUCAGGCCUGUCACAUUCAUUCAAAAGGUACCGCAUGGAUGAUUUUUUUUUCAAUUUAAAUUUGUUUAUGUAAAUGAGGUAACUUUUGUUAUACUGUAGAUAUUUAUGUAAACCUAGGUUUUAUCAAGAUUAUGUAAAGUAUCUUUUGUAUAAAUAAUUAAUGAAUGCAAACUCAAAUUGUGCAAGUGUGUAAGAAUAAUAGAAUGCAUUUAAUAGUAAGUAAUGUCUGGAGCUAUCUUUUCUUUUUUCCAUGGCUUAUUCCAUACAUCAGAAAGAAAAGGUAACUCAUUCUACAAUCAACGUUGAAAAGAAAAAUACCUGCCUGCCUCAUCAAUAUUUGAAAUUUUUGGCCUGAGAAAAACUAUUAUUAGUUAUCUUUGCCUCAGAUACUAGGUUGCAUAUGUGUUACAGUAUUUGAAGAAUAGCUGUGUUCAUUAAUAACUUCCAUGUAUCAACAGUAUAGAAUAUACUUAGUGCAUGUCAUUUGUAUUCCAAAUACUCUAUGUAUCCCAUCAAUAGAAUAUAACAUGCAAUAUGAUGUAUAUUUUAAUACAUAUCUGUAUAUUUUUUCUCUUCUUUUAAAUGUAUAAAUGAUCAUUUUGAUUCAUAACAUUUUUAUACCAACAUUGGAGUUAAAAGUAAUUUUUAUUAUCUGAAAAAAAAAAAUCAUUUAUUGUGUGUAGCUAUUCUCUGGUCAAAUGUCAACAUUCCUGAAUACCUAGCAGCAUACUUUAGUUUGAAGGUACAAUGCAGGAAUUUGAUGUACCAUGUACAAGUGUAAUGUGGUAGAGACGGGCAGUGUUUUUAUUACCUCUGCACCAGAUUCAGACCUUCGGGAUGCCUUUUUUUUAUCGCCAUUGUCAUAUAAAAUAAAACCAUUAUGUAACCAUC
This is a messenger RNA of Ostrea edulis (European flat oyster), 2267 nucleotides long. RefSeq lists its product as uncharacterized. The record is from RefSeq and is a predicted model, not a curated record. Gene Ontology annotation, molecular function: chromatin binding. NCBI's taxonomy places the organism in Eukaryota, Metazoa, Mollusca, Bivalvia, Ostreida, Ostreidae. Bases 87 to 803 code for a protein of 238 amino acids. Gene Ontology annotation, cellular component: pericentric heterochromatin. The transcript has 5 exons. Gene Ontology annotation, biological process: negative regulation of transcription by RNA polymerase II; chromatin organization.